Molecule: messenger RNA, 412 nt
Organism: Drosophila miranda
Lineage: Eukaryota; Metazoa; Arthropoda; Insecta; Diptera; Drosophilidae
Exons: 2
Coding region: 47-376 (109 amino acids)
Source: RefSeq, a predicted model, not a curated record
CAAGCUUGCGUGUCGGCAUGACUCCGUCACGGACUCCGUGGGCCACAUGGAUCGCGGCAGCAGCUCCAGUCUCGCUAGCAGCGCCACCGUUGGCACCAACACCAUCACCAGCGGCAUUUCCAAGGAGUGCGCCAAUUACCCCGUCGGCAGUCAGUCGGCCCGUCCAUACGUCCAACUGCCGGUCAUACACAUUUCCAACCCUCCCCAGUACGGGCCAGGGAAUAUGCAGGAAAUAGACGCUGGAAAAAUGGCGCACAACGGCAAGGCACUCACAGGGCGCUACAAUGCCACGCCCACCUGUGGCUUCGACAACGAGCAGAACUACUGCCUGUUGCCGUCUCCAAUGCCCCUCCACCAUACGCCUUGGCACGCGUGAGCAGCACACGCAACUUCGAGCUCGAGAACAACACAC